Toxorhynchites rutilus septentrionalis is the source of this 1968-nucleotide messenger RNA. Its product is annotated as malate synthase-like. Gene Ontology annotation, cellular component: cytoplasm. Gene Ontology annotation, molecular function: malate synthase activity. The record is from RefSeq and is a predicted model, not a curated record. NCBI's taxonomy places the organism in Eukaryota, Metazoa, Arthropoda, Insecta, Diptera, Culicidae. The coding region runs from base 83 to 1723 and encodes 546 amino acids. Gene Ontology annotation, biological process: glyoxylate cycle. The transcript has 5 exons.
UUCAAUAAUAUUUAUUCAAAAGAAAAAUAGUCGUGUCUAUGCUUUCGUCUGGAAUACAUUUGGUUCCAUUUUUGAAGUCAAAAUGAGAGUUUCUAAAGGAAUUGAAAUCGAAAAAUCACCUCAUCGCUUGGAGGAUGCUUACGCCGAGAUUUUCACUCAAGCUGCGCUGAAUUUCCUUCGCGAAAUGCACAGAAAGUUUGAUGAUGAAGUAGAAAAGCUCAUAAGAAGGAGAGACGAACGGCGGCUGUGUAUCAGGCAAGGGAAGUGGAAACCGGAAUUCAAAAACAGCAGCAGCGAAGAACUUGACUGGAAAAUUGACGAUUUACCGGUAAAACUGAGAACUAGAAAGUUGGAUAUUGGUGAUGUUAGUCCUGCCAAUACCACUAACUUCGCGGAUAGCUUGUACGCCAAGGUCCAAGGAAUACAAGUGGACUUUGACGAUGGCCAUUGUCCAACUUGGCGGAAUACAGUACAAGGUUUAUGCAACGUGACCAGAGCGGUUCACUCGUGCUUGCCUGGAGCCCCAACUGAUAUUCGAGAGUGCCCCGUUUUAAUGCUGAGACCAAGAGCAUUUAAUAUGAUUGAACAUCAUUGUAUUAUCGAUGGAAAGGAAGUAGCCGGACCGCUAUUCGAUUACGCUUUAUUAGUUUAUCACAAUGCAAAAAUGAUGGCUGAUUUAGAAAUAGGACCAUAUUUUUAUCUCUCGAAGAUCGAAGGUCCCAACGAAACUCAACUGUGGAAUAAAAUAUUCACUUGGACUGAGCAUCGGCUUGGCAUACGAAAUGGAACCAUCAAGGCCUGUGUUCUGAUAGAGAAUAUUCUAGCUUCAUAUCGCAUGGAGGACAUUCUUUUUUCCAUCAAAGAACACGCAAUAGGAUUGAACUGUGGCGUUUGGGACUACUCAGCCAGUAUAAUCGCUAAAUUUGGUGACAAUCGUGAAUUUCUGAUUCCAGAUCGUAACAAAUAUGUUAACACAGAGCAACUUUUUCUGAAAAAUUACAUGAGGUUAUUGAUACACAUUUGUCAUAAGCGUGGUGCUUUGGCAACAGGUGGAAUGGCUGCGAAGGUUCUGCCCUAUGGCAAAAACACUAACAGUUUGGUAGAUGAGAUUACAAAAGGGGUAGAAAAGAUGAAAUUGAAAGAAAUUGAGGCAGGAGUUGAUGGAUUUUUGGUUUAUGAUCUACGGAUAGUCGACGCUAUGAAUGAUCUAUGGCGUAAGAUAUGCCCUGCCGACAACCAAUUGAAUGUUCUUCCUGACAUUGAUGGAUUAACAGCUACCAGUUUGAUAACAAUUCCUGUAGGGGGUGUCACUAUCGAAGGAUUAAACAAUAACAUAAACGUGGCUUUGCUCUUCAUCUACCACUGGUUCACUGGAAGCGGAGUAUUUUACCUAAACGGUGCAGUUGAAGACUCGGCCACGGCGGAAAUAUCUCGUUCACAAAUUUGGCAGUGGGUUCGUCAUCGGGCUCCUAUCGAAGGGAAGGAGGACACCUUUGUGACUCGAUCGUUAGUGUACGCAAUGAUGGAUAGCAUUAUUGCCAGAGCAUACAAAUCAUGGUGCAUUUCUAUACCGGAUCGCAAACGACUGCUUUCAUCGAAAUUCAUACUACUGGAAAUAGUAUCUUCACGCUGUCAUAUUGAAUUUAUCACAACCUAUCUGAACGAUAAUCACAAAUUCAGAACACUACACAACAAAAAUGACAAGCUCGAAUCGAAGCUGUAGCAAAAUGUACAUCCCGAAUGAUAAAGUUAUUUUGUUGUACAACUUUAUAACGGCUGAAUACAGUUUUAAUAAAUAUGAAUACUUCUUCGUUCAAACUAACAAAUAGGAUUUUUUAUAUUUUCAGCUCUGAGUAAAUUCUUAAACAGUUAGUUCAAUAUUAAGUAGGUGGUGGAGUGUUACAAUGUUGCGUCUAUUGUAACACUCGGAUACUAGAGUAAUUUUAUUUUGAGUCACACCCUUUUUGG